Messenger RNA from Calliphora vicina (urban bluebottle blowfly), 1193 nucleotides. Its product is annotated as lectizyme. The coding region runs from base 161 to 1150 and encodes 329 amino acids. The record is from RefSeq and is a predicted model, not a curated record. Gene Ontology annotation, molecular function: serine-type endopeptidase activity. The transcript has a single exon. Gene Ontology annotation, biological process: proteolysis. Lineage: Eukaryota; Metazoa; Arthropoda; Insecta; Diptera; Calliphoridae.
UUAAUUUAAAACAAGAAAAGCUACAAGAAACAUUAAAAAGAAAAGACAAGUGUUUGAAAAUAAAAUUUUUUAUAAAUUUAUUCUAUGAUAUUGAUAAAAACAAAUCAAAACGGAUUUAUUAACGUGCUCAACGUGUUUAAACGUUAUAGAAGAAGAAAUUAUGACUACUUGUGUCAACUAUAUUUAUGUGCUCCUAAUAACCACACUAUUACCAAUGGUAGUCGUAGCCAGCAACUCACAGUUAUUGCCAGUAAGAAAAGGUGGCGGCGGCGGCGGUGGUGGUCUACGCAUACAAGGAUUAUCAUCAACCACCCGCUUAGCAUAUGGCUUUUUAGAAAAUCGUAUAGCCUCCUUGGAAACCCAACAAACUUUGUGGAGUAAAAAGUUUUUGGCCAAGCGUGAGGCAGAACCACAUUCAGCGCCCCAUGUGGUGUCCAUACAACUAAUGACCCCCGAAGAGGGUCUGGUACACUAUUGUGCGGGAACAGUUAUCAAUGAACAUUGGAUACUAACUGCUGCCCAUUGCCUAACCAAUCCUCAAAUGGUGGCAAAUUCGGUAAUAGUGGCGGGUUGUCAUGACAUUCAUGCCCGCAGUGAAUCUCAGCAUGUACAACUGCGCCAUAUAGACUAUUACGUUAGGCAUGAAUUGUAUUUGGGUGGCGUAAAUCCCUAUGACAUAGCCCUCAUCUACACCAAAGAACCCUUGGUAUUUGAUCAGUAUGUGCAGCCGGUAAAUUUACCUGAACCCGAUGUUUUGCCCCAAGGAUAUGGCACUCUGUAUGGCUGGGGUAAUGUUUCGAUGACAAUUGUACCUCAAUUUCCUCAUAAAUUGCAGCAGGCAAAUAUGCCCAUAUUGGAUAUGGAAUUGUGCGAGGAAGUAUUGGCUGCCUCCGGCAUGCAGUUGCAUGAAACAAAUUUAUGUACGGGUCCUUUGACAGGAGGUGUUAGCAUAUGUACCGCUGAUUCGGGAGGACCUUUAAUACAAACUGACUACGAUAUGUAUGGUCAAGAACAACAGACCAUAAUCGGUAUAGUAUCCUGGGGUAAAAUGCCUUGUGGCCAAAAGAAUGCCCCUUCGGUGUUUGUACGAGUGUCGGCGUUUACUGAGUGGAUACAACAAAUCAUUACCACAGCUACACAUUUUGAAUAAGUAUUGAAAACAAAAACAAAUAAAAACUCCUCAGCCAAUUAAA